Messenger RNA from Bipolaris maydis ATCC 48331, 618 nucleotides. Its product is annotated as zinc-binding domain-containing protein. Lineage: Eukaryota; Fungi; Ascomycota; Dothideomycetes; Pleosporales; Pleosporaceae. The record is from RefSeq and is a predicted model, not a curated record.
CACUACCAGAAUGCUGCUGUUCACGCUCAGUCCUCUGAACAUCCAACCAUUCUUACGACGCCUCCUCAAGAACAAAAGUCGACUACGAAACCAAAGUCGACGAUGAAACCAAAGUCAACCAAGAAACCAAAGUCGGCCAUAAAACCGAAGUCAAACAAAAAAUGGACGAUGUAUCCUUCACUUCACAAUGAAGUGUCCGACCUCCUUUACGUAGACAAUCUUUCCUUCAGCUUCUACGAGAAGGACGACGCCAACAGCUGCAUAAACGAAUAUGAUACGAAUGUCAUGGGCCGGUUUACUUGCAGCAAUACAGCAUGCCUGGCUGUUUGGACAAGCAAACAGAUCGCCAUCACUAUACGGAGAUAUCUCGACGGAGGAUACAAUGCAAGAGUCUACUACCAAUCCUGCAAACGCUGCAGCACGACGAGUGAACCAAAACUAGAUGAUUCAUACGCAGAAAGAGUGGCAUAUCGUCUCAAGAAGUGGUCUGGCAUCCAGAUGGAACUCCCUCCCUUCUCAGGGCUGAGUAAUGGUCCACAUAGAAGUGAUCUAUGUGAAGGGUGUAAACAGGGUCAUUUCGCGCCGGCUCAUCUAAGGGGGCACAAUUGCACAGUAUAG